Molecule: messenger RNA, 943 nt
Organism: Apaloderma vittatum (bar-tailed trogon)
Lineage: Eukaryota; Metazoa; Chordata; Aves; Trogoniformes; Trogonidae
Gene: TSLIG3B
Product: family with sequence similarity 98, member B
Exons: 7
Cellular component (GO): tRNA-splicing ligase complex
Source: RefSeq, a predicted model, not a curated record
GUACACGGGUCCACUGUUGGAGGAGGAAGCCCUGAAUAAAGCGGCAGAAAAUGGAUUGGCUUCACCAGAAUUUUCUGAGCUUUGUGUUUGGUUAGGUUCCCAAAUAAAGUCACUUUGUAAUAUGGAAGAAAGCAUCACUUCAACAGAUGGUGAUAAAGAUAUAGAGAGCUUCCAGCUUGAGAUUAGUGGCUUUCUGAGAGAAAUGGCUUGUCCCUAUUCAUCACUUAUAUCUGGAGACAUCAAGGACAGAUUAAGAGAGAAAGAAGAUUGUUUCAAACUCCUCUUAUUUCUAAGUACAGAACUUCAGGCUUUAAAGAUAUUGCACAGCAAGAAAACUAAAGGCUCUCAUUUGGAAAAGCACAGUGAAAUUUAUCAGGAGGUGCAAGCUAUUUGCGAUGCACUGGGCCUGCCCAAUUCCUCGUCUUCUGAUAUUCCUCCCUUGUUAACCAAUGUGGAACAAAAGAUAAAGGACAUUCUCUCAAAAGUUCAAAAUAACCAUGUGGGGAAAUCACUGCUAACAAAACCUCUGAAUUCUGAUCAAGUGGAAAGAUUGGAAAAGAUCAAUGAUGCUCUUCGCAGCGAGUACGAAUGUCGCCGACGGAUGUUAAUGAAGAGACUGGAUGUGACAGUGCAGUCUUUUGGCUGGUCUGAUAGAGCAAAGGUAAAAACAGAUGACAUAGCACGAAUCUAUCAGCCCAAGCGCUAUGCAUUAUCUCCAAAGUCAACUAUUACAUUAGCUCACCUUCUUGCUGCUCGAGAAGACCUGUCAAAGAUCAUAAGAACAAGUAGUGGAUCGACACGAGAAAACACGGUCUGUGCCAUCAACAAGGUUCUGAUGGGGAGAGUACCUGACCGUGGAGGCAGACCAACAGAAAUUGAACCACCUCCUCCCGAAAUGCCUCCUUGGCAAAAAAGACAAGAAGGUGGUGGAAGAGGUGGCUGG